Messenger RNA from Punica granatum (pomegranate), 1714 nucleotides. Lineage: Eukaryota; Viridiplantae; Streptophyta; Magnoliopsida; Myrtales; Lythraceae. The record is from RefSeq and is a predicted model, not a curated record.
AGAAUGAGAUAUUAAUUAAGUUUUUUGUGAAACUGAUACAGUAUUCUUCCAGUUUAGAUUCAAUUCCUAGACUAAUAUUCAGUGUUGUUGCAUUGCAGUUAAGCAUGAUUGUGUAUUUGGCGAUGACUUGGAUUUGGACGAGAUAACCUAUGUCUCAGAUGUUCUGCAGCAACUUAAACGCCCCAUUCUCUAUUCCCUGUCUCCUGGAACUAGUGUGACACCGGCAAUGGCAAAGCCAGUUAGUGCACUAGUCAACAUGUACAGGAUAACUGGGGAUGACUGGGAUAACUGGGGUGAUGUUGCUGCACAUUUUGAUGUUUCCAGGGACAUGGCUUCUGCAGGCCUGAUAGGUCGAGACAGCCGCUCCGGGAAAUCUUGGCCUGAUCUGGAUAUGCUGCCACUUGGAUGGCUUACUGACCCUGGUUCCAAUGACGGUCCCCACAGAUAUUCUAGGCUUACCCUUCACGAGCAAAGAACUCAGAUGACUUUGUGGGGAUUCGCCAGGUCACCACUAAUGUUCGGCGGGGAUGUAAGGAAGCUUGAUGAUACAACUCUCGGUCUCAUCACCAACCCCACAUUGCUUAACAUAAAUUCUUUUAGCUCAAACAAUAAGGAGUUUCCAUAUGUUACUGCUUCAACAGCUGUGCGGGGGAAAAACCUUAUGAAGACUGGGCAAUUGAGAAGAGUCCCAGCAGAUGUAAGAGAGCCGGAGAUAAAGGUUUUAGGUCUGACGAGUUGCACAGAUUCAGAGGCAGAUGGUUGGUCCGUUACCGUAAUUGACCAUGAUCUCGAGAAAAUUUGCUGGAAAGCAGAAAGCCAUAAGAGCAAGAAGCAACCUCUGUGUCUUUACAAGAGAAAUCCUCCCCUCACGUCUGAUGAAGAGAUGAUAUCCAGCUGGCCCCCCCAGAGCAAGCUGCAGCUUUCGGCUUCUUGCAGUAUGGACAUCUGCUUAGAUGCAUCUCCGAAGCAAAGACUUACAGCACGGGAGAUAAAGAGAGGCACCUUCUCACGUUGCAGAUGGGAAGCUAAUCAGAUGUGGGAGUUUCAUGGUAACGGAUCCCUUGUGAACAGUUAUUCUCGACAAUGUGCUGUGGUGAGAAAGAUCAAAGUGAAUGGAGUCUCUGGAGUCCGCUCUUGGGUAGCUACUGGAAGAGAAGGUGAAAUAUAUAUGGCCUUUUUCAACCUGAACCCGCGGAGUACGACGAUAACAGCACAGAUAUCAGACCUUGGGAAGGUUCUCCCUGUUAAGGUAUUGAGCAAUGCUACAUGUAAUUACAUGGAAGUAUGGAGCAACCGAGACUUAGGUACCAUAGCUCAGACAAUAUCGUACGCGGUGGAGGGUCAUGGCACUGCUCUGUUUGUCCUACGCUGUCAAUAAGCUGGGGCAAACAAGCAUAAUACCGCGCAGGCGAAGCAAGUUUUGCCUCGGAAAGUCUGGAAAAGGAUCUAGUUUAUUGUUCUUGGUUAUAGAGGAGGGAAAACGGUUGAAAGGCUAUGAAGGGCUGCGGCUGCUCUCUUCUCUUAUUUUUCGUUUUCCAAUUUAUUUAUGGAUGGAAAUUGCAUUUCCAAGCGUAAUUUGGUUGGACAUAUUAUGGAAGUACGAUAGCCCAUGAUAUAAUCUAGUAUAAUCUAUGCAAAAAUCUGUAUCCGUUACUGAUAUCUCGUGUUUGAAUUGUUCGAGUUCGUAGAAUAUGAUGCCGAGCUACAAAAACUA